Messenger RNA from Phytophthora sojae, 414 nucleotides. RefSeq lists its product as hypothetical. Bases 1 to 414 code for a protein of 137 amino acids. The record is from RefSeq and is a predicted model, not a curated record. The transcript has a single exon. Lineage: Eukaryota; Oomycota; Peronosporomycetes; Peronosporales; Peronosporaceae.
AUGCGUCUGCACAUACUCGCUUUACUACUGAUGCUUAUCAUCUGCAUCUCAAGCGUCGAUGCCAUCUCCACCACCACCAACAAAGACACACAAAUUCAGCCCAGACGAUUUUUGAGAAGUGCCCCCAAGGCUCCCGACAACGACAGAAGCGCCAGCUCCCCGAAGCCCUUGAAGGUGAAUUCUGGUUCCAAGCUGAAAAAUAAGUUGGAGCGCGUUAGCGUUCCUGCGAUUACAAUGGAGAACGAGAUGUGGAACAAAAUCCUGACUCCCAUGUUCAAGGAGUUCUACCGCAAAGAGAUCCACCCAAAGCGAGUGUCCAAGUUCUUGGCAACGGUAAAACCUCGUGAAGCUAGAGACAACAUCGGCGAGCUGUACAAGUCCUGGUACAACAUUCGUGCUGCGAACAGGAGAUAA